AUGGAAGGAGUAUCAGAGAAGGACACAAUGGGUCCAAAGGACAUUUUGUUGGACGCAACUGAGAAUGAGAAAAUCUUCAAAUGGGGAAAGAAACUAACAUGGGUGACCGAUGAGGCUAAAUAUAUUCAGACGUGUCAAAUGGACCGCACCCAGCAGAUACAGGAACUUCGUUCUAGAGUAGAUGAAAGCUCCUCAGUAGAAUCUACUAGUAAAAAAGCUUUUGAAGAUGAUAUACAAAGCAGCUUGAACGCUAUUCUUGCUUCAGAUGAUAGCAGAAUAGCUGAAUUCCAGCUUACUUCUGAGGAAAAGCAGCAAAAUGUUGCUGAAAAAUGGAUACACAUGUUUCGUUCUUUAAUUGAUGAGAGGGGUCCAUGGUCUGCGAAACCUUUUCCAAAUUGUGUUGUAACACACUGGAAACUUGAUAAGAUCGAAGACACAUGGCGACGCAGGCCAAAAUUAAGGCAAAAUUACCAUUUUGACGAAAAUCUUUGUAGUCCUCUUUCUGCCAUUGGUAGUGGAGUUGCUACUCCUAUUAAUGACAGUAAUCAUGGUUUUGUGGGUAAUAUACCUGACCAAAUGAAGCAGAUCUUACUAAAAGGGAUAAGAAAAAUAACUGAUGAGGGAACUUUGGACACAAGUGAAACCAAUUCUGAAAUAAGUGGACAGAAGACACAAACUCCUGGUGAUCAUUCAGACUGCCAAUCCUCGGACUUACUGAAAGAUGUGAGCGACAGAAAGGAUAUUGCACAAGAACGAAAAGAUACUUCCUCUUCCACUGAAACAGAAGCUAGUGAGGUGCUUGUUUCUGUCCCAUGCGUUCUUGUGACCCCAAAGAGAAAAUUAGCUGGUCAUUUGGCUGUGAUGAAAAAUGUUUUACAUUUCUUUGCUCAAUUCUUGGUAGAGGGUACUGGUGGGUCAUCCGUUUUUGGAAACUUUGAUACCUCUAUUAAUUCUGAUCUCACCAUGUCCGAUGUAAAACGAAGAUCAUUUAAGUGGCCUGUUUCUGGUAUGGAUCUUCAAAAGGACACAGCAGUUGGUCAGGUAGAGCUAAUAAAUGGAAAUGGAUCUACUAAACUUUUGAGUUGUGUUAAACGCCAUCGAAGAUGGAGUGUGGCCAAGAUAAAAGCUGUUCAUUGGACGCGGUAUUUGCUCAGAUAUACUGCAAUAGAGAUUUUCUUUAGUGAUUCGGUUGCCCCAGUAUUUUUAAACUUUGCAUCGCUUAAGGAUGCAAAAGAUAUAGGAAACUUGAUAGUUACUACAAGAAAUGAGUAUUCAUUUCCCAAAGGAAGUGGAAGGGAUAAGAGUGGAUCUAUUAGUUUUGUUGAUCGGCGAGUGGCACAGGAAAUGGCAGAGACUGCCAGAGAAAACUGGAGGAGGAGGGAUAUCACGAACUUUGAGUAUUUAAUGAUUCUCAAUACACUUGCUGGAAGAUCUUAUAAUGAUUUGACCCAGUAUCCUGUUUUUCCUUGGGUCUUGGCAGACCACUCGUCAGAGGUUCUUGAUUUUAACAAAUCAUCUACUUUUCGAGAUCUCUCGAAGCCUGUUGGAGCGCUUGAUACUAAACGAUUUGAGGUGUUUGAAGAUAGAUACCGUAACUUCUGUGAUCCUGAUAUACCCAGGCAGCUCAAUCCUUGGCUUGUUGGGGAAAUUAAUCAGAUUGCUAUUACUUCCUUCCCUGCAACUGAUAGCUUAAGAUGGAGGCGUAGUUUGGAUGGAGUGUUAAAUAUCAAAGAGGCGCAUAAGUCUUUAGAUCAUCCUGGAACUUGGCAGAUUGGUCCAGAUUUAUAUGGAAAACCUGAGAGAAUUCUACAAGUUAAGUGGUACGCUCCUCAAAUUAACUGGCUCAAGGCUAAGUGGUACACCCCUGGGCCAACAUCAUGUGGUGGUAUCUUUGGAGAUGAAAGUGCUGCUUUCGCAGGAUGUUUCACUGUACAUCUUGCAUACAGGAGGAAUUCUAUGCAGUGGCAAUGGGAAUGA
Molecule: messenger RNA, 1977 nt
Organism: Sphenostylis stenocarpa
Lineage: Eukaryota; Viridiplantae; Streptophyta; Magnoliopsida; Fabales; Fabaceae
Source: the annotation of a GenBank genome assembly